Molecule: messenger RNA, 1080 nt
Organism: Exophiala aquamarina CBS 119918
Lineage: Eukaryota; Fungi; Ascomycota; Eurotiomycetes; Chaetothyriales; Herpotrichiellaceae
Exons: 3
Coding region: 1-1080 (359 amino acids)
Biological process (GO): Golgi organization
Cellular component (GO): Golgi apparatus
Molecular function (GO): protein binding
Source: RefSeq, a predicted model, not a curated record
AUGUUUGGGGCGCUAAAUCGAUUCAUCUCAAGGCUAGACGCCGAGCCUGUCCCCCGUCAGACUGAUGCCGGGCCUCAGGAUUCGUCGUACGGCUUUCAAGUGCUCCGGAAUGUAAACAAAGAACUACCUCUAGAGCCAUGGUUUGACUUUGUUAUUGGUAUCAACGGACACUAUCUUGACUCGCCGGAUCCCAAUCUAUUCGCGACCGAGAUACGAAACUGCGCUGGCGGCCACUGCUCUCUUGACGUAUGGAGCGCGAAGGGCCAAAGAACACAUUCGCUCACUAUCAGCGUCCCAAGUUCCUCGGAAAGCCUUGGUUUGAGCCUCCAACUCGCACCACUGAACUCCACCCAAAAUAUCUGGCAUGUGCUCAACAUUCCCUCCCCACUCUCCCCUGCUCACCAGGCCGGCCUUCUACCACACAGCGACUACAUUCUGGGCUCGCCAAGCGGAACGCUAAAAGGAGAAGGAGCCUUAGGGGAAUUGGUGGAAGACCAUCUAAAUCGAAGCUUGGUACUAUGGGUUUACAACUCGGAGUUCGAUGUGGUGAGAGAAGUUGAACUCGUUCCUGCAAGAGGAUGGGGCGGAGAAGGGGCACUAGGCGCAGUCCUCGGGUUUGGUGCUCUGCAUCGACUUCCUGUUGGUCUUGGGGAGGAGGUCCAGGCUCCGGGUGAGAAUAUGUUUGACGCAGAUAUGAAGAGUCUGGGGAAUGGGCAACCUGACUACUCAGCAAAUUCUUUUCAGCCGGCUCCUGCUCCUGUCCUGACACCACCACCCAUGAUCAACCCCAACAUCGCACCUCCACCAUUGAUGAAUCCGAAUGCACCUCCACCUAUCUCUUCAAACCCGCCAAGGGGAAGGAAAGCGAAACACCAUGGUGCGCUAGCCGGCUUUGACGAUAUGUUUGCUGAAGGCGCGAAGAAGAGUGCCGAACAAGAUCUUGUGCCAUCAAGGAAGGGCACUCCUCUUGCACCGCCGCCAAGAGUCGGUUCUGCGGCUGUCUCACCCCACUCUGUGACGCAAGAGAAGCAAGAUCCAGCAGAUGACCUAGGUGAGCCUGGUGAGGCUGAAGAGAGUUGA